AUGGGACAUGACGAUGAUGCAUUUCUUUAUCAAAUUGAUGAAAAAAUUCUUUGUUACCAUGGACCUAUUAUAUACGAAGCCAAGAUCAUAAAGACCGAAUAUUUGAAAGAACAGGGUCCAUAUUAUUUAGUACAUUAUAUAGGGUGGAAACAAACCUGGGAUGAAUGGGUACCUCAAUACCGCGUGUUAAAAUAUAAUGAAGAAAAUCUAAAAAAGCAACAGCAGAUCAUGGGUCCCGUGGAAAAGAAGAGUAAACCUGCAAUUAAAAAAAAAGCUGGGGUCGAUGAAAAAGGCGAAAAAGGAAAAAAAAGGAAAAGGGAUCAUUCUUUGAAUAAUGAUGAUGGCAUUAAAAAGUCAAAGAUCAUAAUUGAUUUACCUGAAGCGCUCAGAGCUUUCAUGGUCCAUGAUAGUAAUAAUAUAAAGUCACGAAUGUUUGUACCACUGCCACGAAAACCUACGGUUUCCGAUAUUAUUAACGACUAUCGAGCAUGGAGGUGUGAGAAAUAUGGCAAUAAAGACAGUUGUCAUGCAGAAGAAAUUAUUAUGGGUGUUCAUUUUUAUUUUAACAGAUGUUUGGGUACUCGUCUUUUGUAUCAAUUGGAGAGACAUCAGUACAAAGAGAUGCGUGAAAAGUUUAAACAUCUGGACAAUUCUCAAAUUUACGGAGCUGAACACUUGUUAAGAUUAUUUGGCAAGUGGGAUAGUCUUAUUUAUAUUGUCUGA
Cetraspora pellucida is the source of this 723-nucleotide messenger RNA. NCBI's taxonomy places the organism in Eukaryota, Fungi, Glomeromycota, Glomeromycetes, Diversisporales, Gigasporaceae. The record is from the annotation of a GenBank genome assembly.